Morus notabilis is the source of this 1649-nucleotide messenger RNA. Its product is annotated as probable serine incorporator. The transcript is spliced from 6 exons. Lineage: Eukaryota; Viridiplantae; Streptophyta; Magnoliopsida; Rosales; Moraceae. The record is from RefSeq and is a predicted model, not a curated record. Gene Ontology annotation, cellular component: membrane. The coding region runs from base 102 to 1331 and encodes 409 amino acids.
AUUCCUCUUUCCAAAACUUACGAGUCCUACUCUUGAAUAGCUCGAACAGGCUUACCAGACCGUACAUCGUUCAGAAACUUUCGAGAGAGAGAGAGAUAGAGAUGUCGUGCCUGGCUUCUUGCUGUGCGGCGGCGACGUGCGGUCUAUGCACGUCGGUAGCGUCUGGUAUCUCCAAGAAAUCGGCGAGAAUCGCUUACUGUGGGCUUUUCGGUGUCUCCCUCGUCGUUUCCUGGAUUCUCAGGGAAGUCGGAGCUCCUCUCCUCGAGAAAUUCCCAUGGAUAAGCAAAUCCGAGACUCACACAAAGGAAUGGUAUCAAAUACAAGCGGUUCUUCGUGUGAGCUUGGGGAAUUUCUUGUUUUUCGCAAUAUUUGCUCUUAUAAUGAUCGGGGUAAAGGACCAAAAUGACCGGCGUGAUUCAUGGCAUCAUGGUGGUUGGAUUGCAAAGAUGGUGAUAUGGCUUGUGCUUGUUGUUCUCAUGUUUUUCAUUCCAGAUGCCGUCAUCUCAUUUUACGGAACUUUAUCAAAAUUCGGAGCAGGUCUAUUUUUACUUGUUCAAGUGAUUAUCUUGCUAGACUUCACUCACUCGUGGAAUGAUGCUUGGGUUGAGAAAGACGAACAGAAAUGGUAUAUUGCCUUACUUGUUGUAUCUGUUGGAUGCUACCUUGCGGCAUUUGCAUUCUCUGGAAUUCUGUUCAUUUGGUUCAAUCCCUCUGGUCAAGACUGUGGCCUUAAUGUUUUCUUUAUUGUCAUGACCAUGAUUCUUGCUCUUGCAUUUGCGAUUAUUGCCUUACACCCAGCGGUGAAUGGCAGCCUCUUGCCUGCAUCUGUGAUAUCUCUUUAUUGUGCUUAUGUUUGCUACACGGGGCUUUCCAGCGAACCUCAUGACUACAAAUGCAAUGGUCUGAACAAAUCCAAAGCAGUCUCCCUAAGUACUCUUAUUCUUGGGAUGCUCACAACUGUUCUCUCAGUUUUAUAUUCUGCACUUCGUGCUGGAUCAUCGACAACUUUUUUAUCACCUCCAUCUUCACCCAAGUCAGGUGCAAAGAAACCUCUUCUUGAAGAAGAGUUGGAAGAAGGGAAAGAAAAGAAGGAAAAAGAAACGCGGCCCGUUAGUUAUUCCUACUCAUUCUUCCACCUGAUAUUUGCUCUGGCUAGCAUGUAUGCGGCGAUGCUUCUUUCGGGAUGGACCAAUUCAUCUGAGAGCUCGGACCUAAUUGACAUUGGGUGGACGACUGUUUGGGUCCGAAUCUGCACAGGGUGGGUCACUGCCGCGCUAUUUGUAUGGUCCAUUGUGGCUCCUUUGUUUUUCCCCGAUCGCGAGUUCUUUUAGGUCACUUGUUCAUAAUGUGUCUGGAAAUCACAGUGUGAAUAUGUUAUAGUUGUUCGUUUGUGGACCCUACAGUUGAUUAUGUAAGUACCAAGACUAAAAUCUGCUUGAGCUGUUUGGUAUGCAUAUUUCUAGUCGAUAUUCCACAGAAUUGAUGUUUGAAUUUUCUGAAGGCCUUGCCUUGUUAUUGAAGAGGGCAGGGAAGGAGGCCAAGAGUGUUAUGAAGAUAGUUUUAGGUGGGCUGGGAAUGUGCUGUGCGCAUAUAUAUAACGUAAUAAAUAGAAUGAAUCUCUUAUAUUUGAAACUUAUAUAUAUAUAUAU